CCAAUGGCGACACCCAUCUGGCUCGACUGCGACACCGGCCACGACGAUGCCUUUGCAAUCCUCCUCGCCGCUCACCACCCGGAUGUCCACCUGCUCGGCAUCUCCACCAUCUACGGCAACGCCCCCCUCGACAAAACCACCUACAACACCCGCGCCAUCCUUAAAGCAAUCGGCCGCGAAGACAUCCCCGUCUACCCCGGCGCCGCGCACCCCUUCUGCCGCCCCGUAGUCUACGCCCCAGACAUCCAUGGCGAAAGCGGCCUCGACGGCACCACCGUGCUCCCCGCACCAACCGUGCCCGUCCGAACGGACAGAACAGCCGUGGAAGCCAUGUACGCCGCACUAAUCUCCACCCCCAAAGGAACCGCGUGGAUCGUCCCCACAGGCGCCCUAACCACCACCGCCCUCCUGCUCGCCACCCACCCAGACCUCAUCGAGCACAUAGCCGGGCUAAGCAUCAUGGGCGGCGCCGUCGGCAACGCCUUCACCAAUGCCCCAACCCCGCCGGACAACCGCGUCGGCAACAUCACCCCCUGGGCCGAAUUCAACAUCUACAUCGACCCGGAAUCCGCGAAAUCCGUCUUCAGCAAACCCGUGCUGGCCGCGAAAACGACGCUCAUUACAUUAGACUUGACGCAUCAAUUCCUCGCGACGCAGGAAGUGCAGAGCUCGCUGCUCGCCGGUAGUAGUGCUUCUUCGUCUUCUUCCACAUCUAAUACUCGGAAACUCUUUGCUGAAAUCCUCGCCUUCUUUGCAAAAACCUACGCUGAGAUCUUCGCUAUUACUUCCGGGCCGCCUGUUCACGACCCCCUAGCCGUAGCCGCCGCCUUCCUACCGCACCUCUUCUUUGACUCCCUCGACAGCACAGACGCCGCGACAAAGCCAGUCCGAUAUGUAGUCGAUGUCAUUACGGAAGGCGCGCAUUCCGAGGCGGCGGAGAGUGCGAGGGCUCAAUCACAGUGUGGGCGGACAGUCGUUGCGCCUGUUGCCGGUGGAGGACCCGGCGUGAGGAUCCCGAGGGGUGUAGCGAAGGAGGAAGUAUGGAAGGUGAUUGGAGAGUGUCUUGCGCGAGGCGAGGCGGCGCUGCAUGCGCAAAAUUGA
Molecule: messenger RNA, 1101 nt
Organism: Neohortaea acidophila
Lineage: Eukaryota; Fungi; Ascomycota; Dothideomycetes; Mycosphaerellales; Teratosphaeriaceae
Product: Inosine/uridine-preferring nucleoside hydrolase domain-containing protein
Exons: 1
Biological process (GO): purine nucleoside catabolic process
Cellular component (GO): cytosol
Molecular function (GO): purine nucleosidase activity
Source: RefSeq, a predicted model, not a curated record